This is a messenger RNA of Symphalangus syndactylus (siamang), 2326 nucleotides long. RefSeq names its product EWS RNA binding protein 1 (gene EWSR1). Gene Ontology annotation, biological process: regulation of DNA-templated transcription. NCBI's taxonomy places the organism in Eukaryota, Metazoa, Chordata, Mammalia, Primates, Hylobatidae. Gene Ontology annotation, molecular function: RNA binding. The record is from RefSeq and is a predicted model, not a curated record.
CCCGUGGCCUGGCCGGAUGGUCGCGCCCGGGGUUGCGGGAUUUGCGCCUGCGCAGUGCGGCGCCUAGAGGGAAAGCGAGAGGGAGACGGACGUUGAGAGAACGAGGAGGAAGGAGAGAAAAUGGCGUCCACGGAUUACAGUACCUAUAGCCAAGCUGCAGCGCAGCAGGGCUACAGUGCUUACACCGCCCAGCCCACUCAAGGAUAUGCACAGACCACCCAGCAGGCAUAUGGGCAACAAAGCUAUGGAACCUAUGGACAGCCCACUGAUGUCAGCUAUACCCAGGCUCAGACCACUGCAACCUAUGGGCAGACCGCCUAUGCAACUUCUUAUGGACAGCCUCCCACUGUAGAAGGGACCAGUACAGGUUAUACUACUCCAACUGCCCCCCAGGCAUACAGCCAGCCUGUCCAGGGGUAUGGCACUGGUGCUUAUGAUACCACCACUGCUACAGUCACCACCACCCAGGCCUCCUAUGCAGCUCAGUCUGCGUAUGGCACUCAGCCUGCUUAUCCAGCCUAUGGGCAGCAGCCAGCAGCCACUGCACCUACAAGACCGCAGGAUGGAAACAAGCCCACUGAGACUAGUCAACCUCAAUCUAGCACAGGGGGUUACAACCAGCCCAGCCUAGGAUAUGGACAGAGUAACUACAGUUAUCCCCAGGUGCCUGGGAGCUACCCCAUGCAGCCAGUCACCGCACCUCCAUCCUACCCUCCUACCAGCUAUUCAUCUACACAGCCGACUAGUUAUGAUCAGAGCAGUUACUCUCAGCAGAACACCUAUGGGCAACCGAGCAGCUAUGGACAGCAGAGUAGCUAUGGUCAACAAAGCAGCUAUGGGCAGCAGCCUCCCACUAGUUACCCACCCCAAACUGGAUCCUACAGCCAAGCUCCAAGUCAAUAUAGCCAACAGAGCAGCAGCUACGGGCAGCAGAGUUCAUUCCGACAGGACCACCCCAGUAGCAUGGGUGUUUAUGGGCAGGAGUCUGGAGGAUUUUCCGGACCAGGAGAGAACCGGAGCAUGAGUGGCCCUGAUAACCGGGGCAGGGGAAGAGGGGGAUUUGAUCGUGGAGGCAUGAGCAGAGGUGGGCGGGGAGGAGGACGCGGUGGAAUGGGCAGCGCUGGAGAGCGAGGUGGCUUCAAUAAGCCUGGUGGACCCAUGGAUGAAGGACCAGAUCUUGAUCUAGGCCCACCUGUAGAUCCAGAUGAAGACUCUGACAACAGUGCAAUUUAUGUACAAGGAUUAAAUGACAGUGUGACUCUAGAUGAUCUGGCAGACUUCUUUAAGCAGUGUGGGGUUGUUAAGAUGAACAAGAGAACUGGGCAACCCAUGAUCCACAUCUACCUGGACAAGGAAACAGGAAAGCCCAAAGGCGAUGCCACAGUGUCCUAUGAAGACCCACCUACUGCCAAGGCUGCCGUGGAAUGGUUUGAUGGGAAAGAUUUUCAAGGGAGCAAACUUAAAGUCUCCCUUGCUCGGAAGAAGCCUCCAAUGAACAGUAUGCGGGGUGGUAUGCCACCCCGUGAGGGCAGAGGGAUGCCACCACCACUCCGUGGAGGUCCAGGAGGCCCAGGAGGUCCUGGGGGACCCAUGGGUCGCAUGGGAGGCCGUGGAGGAGAUAGAGGAGGCUUCCCUCCAAGAGGACCCCGGGGUUCCCGAGGGAACCCCUCUGGAGGAGGAAACGUCCAGCACCGAGCUGGAGACUGGCAGUGUCCCAAUCCUUCAAUUGGUGAUUUCUGCUGUGAUGUAAUUGUAUGCAGGGGUUGUGGAAACCAGAACUUCGCCUGGAGAACAGAAUGCAACCAGUGUAAGGCCCCAAAGCCUGAAGGCUUCCUCCCGCCACCCUUCCCACCCCCGGGUGGUGAUCGUGGCAGAGGUGGCCCUGGUGGCAUGCGGGGAGGAAGAGGUGGCCUCAUGGAUCGUGGUGGUCCCGGUGGAAUGUUCAGAGGUGGCCGUGGUGGAGACAGAGGUGGCUUCCGUGGUGGCCGGGGCAUGGACCGAGGAGGCUUUGGUGGAGGAAGACGAGGUGGCCCUGGGGGGCCCCCUGGACCUUUGAUGGAACAGAUGGGAGGAAGAAGAGGAGGACGUGGAGGACCUGGAAAAAUGGAUAAAGGCGAGCACCGUCAGGAGCGCAGAGAUCGGCCCUACUAGAUGGAGAGACCCCGCAGAGCUGCAUUGACUACCAGAUUUAUUUUUUAAACCAGAAAAUGUUUUAAAUUUAUAAUUCCAUAUUUAUAAUGUUGGCCACAACAUUAUGAUUAUUCCUUGUCUGUACUUUAGUAUUUUUCACCAUUUGUGAAGAAACAUUAAAACAAGUUAAAUGGUA